CUUCUGGCUUCCUUCCAAAGAGCACCGACUCCUCCUUUGUGCUGCAGUAGCUCUCAAACCCCCUCCCCUUAGUUUUCUACAUCUAUAUAAUCUACUCACCUCUCAUUUCCCUUUCCUGCCACUGAAAGAAACCUAUGGGCUUGAAGAAUCUUACCACCUUCUUCCUUCUCUACCUACUCUUGACUUCUGUCCUUGGAGCUUUUUGCAGACCAGGUUUUCAAGCAGAUGAUACGGUUCCAUUUCACUUUCAUUACUCCAAUCUACUUCAACCACCGAAGGUGCUGCAUUUAGAGGGACUUAAAGGAGAUGGAUUCUGGGGAAGGAGAUUUCAUGAGACCUCAAGAAGAUUGAUGAUUGGUUCCACAGCACCCAUUUGCACCUACAAUGAAUGCAGAGGAUGCCGAUUCAAGUGCAAAGCUGAGCAGGUCCCUGUCGAUGCUAAUGAUCCUGCCAACAGUGCCUACCACUACAGAUGUGUGUGUCACAGGUGAUGCAAGGUGGAAGAAAUUAGUAGAAGUGUUACCUACAUUAUCUUAUAUGUUUUGAGGUCUUAGAAACUCCUAGCUAAAUAUAAUUCAGCAUGUCAGAUAUAGAUGAAUGGAGGAGGAUGCUGGUUUCUUUUUGGUUUUUUUCUUUUGAACUCAGUUGCUACCUAUUUGAAGGAAUCUAAUUCCUUGUUUCAUGUUAGUAUGUUACAGUGAGAGCCUACAAUAAGAGCUAGAAAGGAAGUUUAAAAUAGGAUUUACAUGGCAUAAAGAGACACUUGCUAUCAUCCGUGAUGAUGUAAAGAAUUUACUUUUCCCAGUAAAUAACUGAAAAGCUUGGCUCA
Elaeis guineensis (African oil palm) is the source of this 829-nucleotide messenger RNA. RefSeq lists its product as uncharacterized. The record is from RefSeq and is a predicted model, not a curated record. Lineage: Eukaryota; Viridiplantae; Streptophyta; Magnoliopsida; Arecales; Arecaceae. Gene Ontology annotation, biological process: positive regulation of stomatal complex development.